AUGAUCUCCGUAUUUCCGGGCCCGCAAACAACUUCCAUUGAUUUCUUACAAGCCUCAAAAUCUUUGCCACUGCAGCUCUCAAAAUCGCUUGUCACCCACAAUGCAAUCAUUGCAUAUAUCAUACCGCAUGUGGCCGCAGCGACCAUCGCGCUUCCCAUCAUGUAUCUGGACGUGGCCGUCACCUCACAGAAUGAUAAGGUCGCCAUACGACGACAUUCUCGCGAGGUUGUGCACGUCUUAGAUGCGCGCAUUAUCUUUGAUGUCGCUUUUGAACUUCCUGGAGGUCUGUACCUUCGCUCGCUGUUCUACAUCCUUUGCGCUGUUGUUUUGCUUGAGAAUAUAAAGGGCCUGACAGUCGACAUCUCUUCCGAUGCUGGCUUUGAACCCUCAUACUGGUUGAACCUCUCGCGCAAUGCUGAGCGUGUACAGACGAUGGAUGUGUCGGGUCAGGCGGCUAUGUAUCUCAUUUCGGCCUUAAAACAGGAGCCUUCUCUCGGCCAGGCAUUCAGUGCAGCACGAGUGCUUUUGUUUCCCGCGUUGAAAACCCUCAUCUUCGGGAGGUCGACUACGACAAAGCACUAG
This is a messenger RNA of Heterobasidion irregulare TC 32-1, 582 nucleotides long. RefSeq lists its product as uncharacterized. Lineage: Eukaryota; Fungi; Basidiomycota; Agaricomycetes; Russulales; Bondarzewiaceae. The transcript has a single exon. The record is from RefSeq and is a predicted model, not a curated record. The coding region runs from base 1 to 582 and encodes 193 amino acids.